AUGCCCAUCUCUGCACAACUAUCUCGUGCGCUACGCCUGGGAAAGGUAAAGGUAACACCCCACGAUACAUCCUCCCAAUUUGGCGGCGAAAAGAUUGGCGGGCGCUGGGAGUGGCGGCCAUAUGGCGACGCCCAGGUAGCUAUAUAUAUAGCAGCAUUAGACGGCUUGUGCGACGCCAUCGAGACACGCAUCGUGGGCAACGAUAACGCCGCCACAGGCCAGUCGCACUCUGAACCUUUACUCACGCCCGCUGUGCUUGAUACGGCGUCAGUGCCAGACGGCUUUGCACGCGCCUUUCUGACCCGUGCGCGUCGGCCUCGAUUCCGCCACGUUGCUCCGGGCCUCGCCUUACCUCUCGUGGACGCAGCCGAUUCCAAAGCAUUGCAGCGCUUCGCACAGCAGCAGCGACCGGGGUUGUUGGAUAUCCCCUCAGUCUGUCUCUUUCCUGUCGCACAAAGGGGGCUCGAAAGUAAUAUCACUGGGUCGCUCAGCCCACUUCUUAGUCACUCGUAUCUAUCCCGAGUCCCCGCCGGUUUCUACGAAGAGUUCGAAGCGAGGAGUUUGUAG
This is a messenger RNA of Colletotrichum costaricense, 567 nucleotides long. RefSeq lists its product as uncharacterized. Bases 1 to 567 code for a protein of 188 amino acids. The record is from RefSeq and is a predicted model, not a curated record. The transcript has a single exon. Lineage: Eukaryota; Fungi; Ascomycota; Sordariomycetes; Glomerellales; Glomerellaceae.